GGCUGCUGUAAUGAGGAGGCAGAGGAAUGUUUGGCAUGUUCCAUCUGAUUGGAGCAGCGCGAUCUCGGGCAGGCGCAGGUCGCGAUGGGCGUGGAGGAGCAGCGCCACUAAAGCAGGAUUCAGCAGUCCUUUUCAAACGCAGAAAUUUCCAGGGAUGCCGAGGUGAGAUAAGAUAGCGUGCGUUUAAAGCCCGACUGCUGCGGCUGAGCUUCGACACAAUACUCCUGCGAAUGAACAAAGCGCGUUUUAGCGCGAGCUCCGUGCGGCGCGUGAUUUAUUGAGUGUCGCGGGUGGUCAGCUCGUCAUCUCUUCCGCUCGCUGUCGCGUUAAAUACCGCCGCUGCUCGCUGAUGAUCUUCCACCAUCAAACCGAGUGCGACACUUGAGCUUUCAGCUGCAUCAGACACGCGACAGCAGCAGCAGCACAUAUGAACGUGGACAUGUUAUCGCUAAUGUUUGGGAAAAUGCGUCAGUGCUGCCGCUCCCCCGCGGUUCGAUCCUGAGCGGCGCCAGCAUAUACUGAACGUGCGACCGAUUUGAACCAUGGAGCCCAAACCCGACUGCUGCCCUUCAUCCGUGCCCAACUCUCAGUGUGAGCUCAAGCUCAACAUCUACGAGACCAUCAGUGAGGGGAAUGUGAAUAAACUGGAGAACUCGACGCUGGUGCGUGCGGGCAGCGACCCGAGCUCCUACCCGUCGUCCAAACGCCCGCCCGGCGCCCGCCAGAGGUUCAUCCGCAGGAGCCUGUGGUUCACCGAUAAUGACGAGCACCAGGCGGACGAUGUCGCCCCGGAGUGCGAGGAGCAGAAUAAGAUGCUCAGCGUCAACCUGCGGACCAUUGUGGACCGAACUCUGGCCGUCCGAUCCGGUUUACAAGAAGGAUCGAGCACGGAGAGCCAGAAGGCUCAGAAAGACGUGGACGAGGAGAAGGAGAGAACGGACCUCAAAACAGACACGACAGACGGCAUUAAGACUAACAUAAAGGCGGCCAGUGAGGAGAACGAGGAGGAGGCUGAGAUGAAGGCCGUCGCCACCUCUCCCAGUGGACGCUUUCUCAAGUUUGACAUCGAGAUCGGCCGCGGCUCCUUCAAGACCGUCUACAAGGGCCUGGACACAGACACCUGGGUGGAGGUGGCCUGGUGUGAACUUCAGGACCGUAAGCUGACGAAGGUGGAGCGGCAGCGCUUUAAAGAGGAGGCUGAGAUGUUAAAGGGUCUUCAGCACCCAAACAUUGUGCGCUUCUAUGAUUUCUGGGAAUCUCCGCUGAAGGGGAAGAAGUGCAUCGUGCUGGUCACAGAGCUCAUGACGUCAGGCACGCUGAAAACGUAUCUGAAGCGCUUCAAAGUGAUGAAACCCAAAGUUUUGCGUAGCUGGUGUCGUCAGAUCCUCAAAGGCCUGCACUUCCUGCACACGCGCACUCCUCCCAUCAUCCACCGGGACCUGAAGUGUGACAACAUCUUCAUCACGGGGCCCACGGGCAGUGUGAAGAUCGGUGAUCUGGGUCUGGCUACGCUCAAAAGAGCCUCCUUCGCCAAGAGCGUGAUCGGUACGCCGGAGUUCAUGGCCCCAGAGAUGUACGAGGAGCAUUACGACGAGUCCGUGGACGUUUACGCGUUUGGCAUGUGCAUGCUGGAGAUGGCCACGUCCGAGUACCCGUAUUCAGAGUGCCAGAAUGCCGCUCAGAUCUACCGCAAAGUCACCAGUGGGGUGAAGCCUGCCAGUUAUAAUAAAGUGAUGGAUCCUGAGGUCAAGGAGAUCAUUGGCGAGUGUAUUUGCCAGAAUAAGGAGGAGCGCUACUCCAUCAAGGACCUGCUGAAUCACGCAUUCUUCGCGGAGGACACUGGCGUCAGGGUGGAGCUGGCGGAGGAGGAUGACGGCUUGAAGACGUCCAUCGCGCUAAAGCUGUGGGUGGAGGAUCCUCGCAGGCUGAAGGGCAAGUACAGGGACGGUGGAGCCAUCGAGUUCACAUUUGACCUGGAGAAGGAGGUCCCUGAAGCCGUGGCGCAGGAGAUGGUUGAGUCUGGUUUCUUCCAUGAGAGCGAUGCAAAGAUAGUGGGCAAGUCUAUCCGUGACAGAGUGGCUCUGAUCAAAUGGCGCAGGGAGAGGACGGUGCCGAGGGCCCCGCAGGGUGGCGCUGCUCCGGCCCUGCCGAGCGGGACGGUACCAAUCCUCUGCGAACCGCCCUGUCUGGUGGAGCCCGAAGAGCCAGAAAUGGAUCAGCAUGUGCUUGUGUGUCCACUCAGUGCACGGACCACAUCCACCACCUCUGACAGUGGCAUCGGUUCAACCGUGUACUCGGACUCCCACAGCAGCGGUCUGCACAGUGUCAUAUACCAGUCAUUACAGGAAUCUGUCUCGAUGGCAACCCAGGAGUCUUCUGUUCUGAGAGUCCAAAGCCAGGCUCCACCUGCCGCACCUCAACACGUGCAGACGUUCCCUCCUGCAUCCUCAGAGAUCCCUGUACAGGCCCCCGGACGGAUUCUGUCCACUCCCCAGCCACUGACACUUCUGCAGGGCGUCCCAACUGCACCUCAAACCGCUAUUCCACAGCAGCUCGUAUCUAUAAGUCAGACUGCAGAGUCAAAUGCCCAGACCCAUGCGCACCAACCUGCAGCAUCGCAUCAGCCUGUCUGUGUUCCACAGAGUGUCACGGGCCCGAGUUACCAUCCUGUCGCAGCAAAGCUAGCCAAUGCACAGACGUUUUCAGCUGUGCAGCACACUGCAGUCGCAGCUGCACACAGUCUCCUAUCUAAAGCAGAAGCAUCAGUGCCUGCAGAUCAUAGUUUUCAGAACGGAACCUCCAGCGUGCAGCAUGUACCACUGGUAUCUGUGAAUGCCACAACAGAUGGCCAACUCCCUGACUUCUCAAACGUGCAGCUGAGCCAGACUGGACCUGCACCACCUGUCCCACAGCUCUCCAUUCAGACACAGCUAAUGGACAGCUGGAAGCAAGGAGGACAGUCCACCUCCAGUCUGCUGACACAACCCGUUCCCCCUCCACAGGCGCCAACUUACCUCGCACAGCUGCCUUCCGUUAACACAGCUCAGUCAGUCGGAAACCCUAUUCCUGGAUGUGAUUCGUACUCUGCCUGCUUUUCCUCUGUGCAGUCGUCUCUCAGUCUGCCCGUCCCGACGCACCCCGACAUCUCACCAGUGUCGUGUUCGCAGAUAGAGAGCUCUACGCUAACCCAGUACCCCCACCUGUCCUCCACCUCCCCUAUACCCACACAAUGCCCUGCCCCACCCUUUGCUGCUCCAGUGUUCGCGCCUCCGGUUCCCACAAUUCACCAAUACCAGCAGACCUAUUCUGCUGCUCAGCAGCCCACUGUAAACUCCACCAUGGCCACUCACUGCCAACAGUCCCACAGUCAGGCCACUCCCACAGUACACCAAAGCCUCCACCCCUCUCCAAACCCUGCCUCUAUGUGUGUCGGAGCCCCUCCCACUAAACAAGCUCCGCCUACCCAGGGAGCCUUGCCCAGCCAACACCAAACUGUUCAUGUGGACCAGAACUCUUCCAGCAGCGUCGAUCACGGUUAUGUCUCUCAGAUGAUGACACACCUGACUCCUGCUCCUGCUCAGAGCUCCAGCGACCUGUCCCACAGCAGCCAUAAUGCGCCUCAGCCUCCCGCAAUACCGCAGCUCUCACCCUUUAGACCUGUCCUCGACACAUUCGGCUCUGCUGUGCCUGUGGACCAAAACCAGGCUCCUCAGCACACGAGCCAAGCGUCUUUACCCAGCAUCCCGCAUUCAGGAGCCGGUGCCAGCCUGAGUCAGCAGAACCACGCGGGCAGCAGCAGUGUUACUCCAGCACUGCAGCAGCAGCACAGCACCAGUAGAUGUGGAGGAGCUCCCACUGACAUAUUCACUGAGGAGCAUGUUCCCAAUAAGCCGGCAGCACCAGCUGGGUCCACUUAUGACAGUAUAAACUCAGAUGCCAUGUCCGGUAAAGAGAUGAGCGACGGGAACGAGGGCUCCGGCAGAGCGCGCAGCGAAUCACGAGUGCGAAAACCCAAUCGCAAAUCGUCCCGCACACGCUCCCGCCAAGACAAGAUCAACAGACCCAAACUCACCAUGAUCAAAGUGUGUGACACAGGAGAUAAGAUGGUGGAGUGUCAGCUGGAGACUCAUAACCAUAAGAUGGUGACAUUUAAAUUUGACCUUGAUGGAGAUGCUCCAGAGGAGAUUGCCACAUAUAUGGUUGAGAAUGAGUUUAUUCUUUUGCUGGAGAGGGAGAUGUUCAUUGAGCAGCUGAAGGAAAUCAUGGAUAAAGCUGAGGACAUUCUGAAUGAGGAUGCUGAGGGUGAGAAGGCCUCCGUCCAGACCUCACCACUCCGUCAGACGCCCGUCACAGCAGACUCCGGCCCGCAGGGGUCAAAACCUGAGCGCACACAGUCUGACCAGCUAGUCUAUAAACAAAACGUGCUUCACACUGGAAAGCGCUGGUUCAUCAUCUGUCCUGUGGCUGAGACAGCCGCUCCUGACAGAGAAGAGACCGCCACAAACCCAGAGAGCUCCUCUGCAUCUCAAGCCCAGAAUGUCAACACAGCCAGUGCCAAACCUCUGCAGAAACGGGCAUCAGUGCCACAGGCUGCCCUCCCUGAAGUUGUUCCAUCAGCCGAGGAUCCUCAGGCUGCCUGUUCGGCAGGUGUUUCUGUGGUUUCUGACAUCCCAUGCUGCCCUAUCGUUCCUCCCGUUUCGCUCAAUGUUGCUGCUCAGAAAGCCGCGGAGGACCCUCAGCAGCCCGUCGUCACCCACACCAGCAGCCCCGGUGCGGAGCCGCCCGUGAGCCAGAGCCAGCCCGUGGUGUUGCAGCAGCCCUUUGCCACGCCCACUCCACAGGCUACUGUCAGCAGCAGCCAAUCACAGCCUCAGAGCCCCACCCAUCAACCCCAGAGCACGAACCACGGCACGUCGGCGCAGGUGCAGCUGGGCGAAUCGGAUGGGGAAGGGCCGCCCAGGUUGGAGUUUGCAGACAGAACGAUAAAGACUCUGGAUGAGAAGCUGCGAAACCUUUUGUACCAAGAGCACCACCCCUCGCAAACCACAAGCUCGGCCUCCGAGCCGCCCGGAUCGCCUCCGCUGUCCGAUAGCCAAGGCAGCGACUGUGCCGUGAGGAAAGCUGAAAAACUGCCGCAGAUUCCAGAGAGGUCUGACAGUCUUGGGACUUUGAGUGAUUCUGCUGUUGCCCCCUUCAAAAGAAUUCUGACCAGAAAAGACUCCGGGGCCACUUCUGCUACACACACAUCCAAGAGCCACUUUCAGAUUGUGCCGACAGAUUCAGAUGUGUCCUCUCACGAUGGCGGAGGAGAUCAUUUGGUUGACCUUGAAUCUGCUGCUGUUCCUGUAAUUGAGAACGGACACGGAUCCACAUCAAAAUCACAAAACAAUCGUUACUCGGCACCUCCCGACUUGUAUCAGCACACAACUACUUCCUUUUCAGAGGCCAGACCCACAAUGCCUUGCGCUCAGAGCUCCCUGUCAGCAGAUGGGACAGCGCAGUGCCUGUCCUCCGACACAGGGGAGGAGGAUCGGAGCGAGGCUCCGUCUGUUAAGCCCACGUCUCCGGCCCCUGUCCCAUCAGAGUGCAGCGGUGGUGACUUUGUGAAGCGGGCGGUGGCGUUCCUCCGGCGCUCGGGUCACAGCAGCAGCGUCCAAAGCUCCGAUUCUCCCCCUUGUCCUCUGGCGAACGGACACGCCCCGUCGGUUAGCGGCCACGCCCACUCUGCUUACGUCAGCAGUGAUAAUGACUCUGAAUUUGAGGAUGCUGAUAUGAAACGAGAGCUGCAGAAGCUGAGAGAGAAACACAUGAAGGAGAUCUCUGAGCUUCAGACUCAUCAGAGAGGAGAGAUCGAGCAGUUGUAUUCUCGGUUAGGUCGACCCGUUCCUCCCAGCGUGGGCUUCUUGCACGCAGUGCCGCCUACAGGCCGCCGCCGCAGAGCCUCCAAACACAAGCUGAAAGGAAGCAGACUGCUCAAUCCCAUGGUGCAACAGCUUAGGAACAACCGAAGCAACAGCUCCACGGAGACGUGCUCCAGUGUGUCGGGGUCUCCGGUCAAGAGCUCGGUUCUGGGUAACAGCUCUGUGGGUUCCAGCACAGCCACGCUGAGCCCCGUGUCAGAACCGCUGGAGCCGGUCCAGACUCAGCAGCCCUGCUCGCUCAAGGGCUCUCUGUCCUCUGACAACAUCUACGGCCCCACCGCACACACGGCACCCAGACAAGGCUGGACCGUUUACCACCAAACAUCUGAGCGAAUCACCUAUAAAUCUAGUAGCAAACCACGCACUAGAUUCCUCAGUGGACCCGUGUCUAUGUCCAUCUGGUCCACUCUGAAACGGCUAUGUCUAGGGAAAGAGCGCAGCAGUAGGUCUCAUAGUGCUGGUGCUGCCCAUGUGACUUCAGCGUCCAAUCAGAACCUGCCUCCCGCGGCCACGCCCGCUUCAUCCUCUCGGCCGAUCACGGCGCUCGUUCAGGCUCAAGCGAACAACAGCAACAACAAAAGCGGCACAUUCACCGAUGACCUGCACAAGCUGGUUGAUGAUUGGGCAAAAGAAACUCUUGCCUCCGCCCCUCAGCUCCGCCCCCCUGUGUGUCAGAUCAGGCCGCAGAGAUCUCAUCAGACCUUCCAGACCAACCCCGCUGCCAUGGCCAGAGUCCCCAAUCAGAUAAGGGGCUCAAUCCCUCAGGCAGCUGUGAAGUUCCAUCUACCGCUGUCCUGUCCGCUGUCUGCAGCUCUAGGUCCCAUCAUGCCUCACGGCAUCACCAGCACCCCAUCGCCCAUCCUCCAGCGGGGCGGAUACUUGAUGCCCACCGCCCCCUUUGCAGGGUUGAUGCCAGCCCCUGUGUAUCCAAACCAGUGGUCCGGUUUGCCCAGUCCAGUGGGGAUGUUUGCCACGGCCGGUAUGGUCCCGUACCCGACCAUGUCCAGCCCAGCACUGCAGACUUUUCCUCUGAUGGUAAAAAGCCCAGACACCCCGAUGUGCCCCAGCAAAGCCAGGACUGCAUAAAAGUGCCGCCCUGCGCUCCAAACACCACAACAGACACUGUUUUUUGCCUAAGGCUAAUCGAGGCACACUUGCAGAAGGAUAAUCAUGCAAACAUGAACGGGACAUCAUCUCCUGGAUGAACAAAUCACUCAGUUGUUUGCAGAGCAGUGGGAGUUCCUGCAACACUCUGUAAUACGUUUUUAACUCCGUUACAGGAUCAAACCUCUUGGAUGUCUGUGUGCUUUAGAUUGCUGUUGGACACAUCUGUGCAAAGCCUUUGCACCUGUAAAUAUGAGUGUGUGUGUGUGUGUGUGUGAAAUUGAGCAUGAGGAGUGUGUUUGUGUCAAAACAGUCCUGUGGGCACUGCUUGCGCUUAUUUUUUUGUUUGUUUUUUGAAAACCUAUUAGCUCUUAUGUUUGAAUCUGUGUUGAGGUGUGUUAGUAAAGGGUUUGGCUGAGAGUACUGCAGGACCAUGGCCUUCAAUUCUACUGCCAUAAAGUAUAAUUUUAUAAUAAUUUUCCCUUAUAAUUCAACAUAUAGUGAGUGACUAACCUGUGGUAGCAUGAGCUUUAGACAUAUUUCAUAAAAUACAAGCAGAAUAAUUGUGGUUGUUCUUACGGCAAUGUAUGAAAGAAUUGAAAUUCAUUCCGCAUGUGUUUUAUAAAAAAGGCCAAGUGCUCAGUUAUCAGCAUUUGUUAAAGAAAUAUCAGUCCCACUUUUCGAUAAUACGUUUUAAAAUAUUUUUCAUAAAUUUACAGCACUUUUGAGUGACUUUUAUUGGCUGUUUACGGAAAUAUCCAGCAUUUCAGACCACAGGACAAAAUCCCUACAUGAAAAUGAAUAAUUCUGGACGAUGUAGUGCCUUGAUCAGUCAUCGGUUUUCCAAAGGUAUGAAUCACUUCUGAGGAAAAGCCAUUCCUCUGUGGUUUAGCAUGAUUUUCCUUCUGUUCCUGAUGCAAUAGUUUUUUCAGAAUCUCUUUUCGAGUCAUGUGGCGGUUUACAAAUUUCCCCUUUGUUGAAGUGAGUUUGCAAUCAAUAAAUUCAACAUAAUUCUAACUUUAAAUUGGAGCGAGUCUGUGCAGAUAAAUGAAUGCAGUUCCAGCUUUCAAUGCUUGGGUUUCUGAUCUUUGUACUGCAUUCAUAAGCAAUACUGGACUACUAUACUCUACUACAGCUGUACUAAGCACAGAGGACGUGAACAACUUGUUUACAUUGCGAUGAUGUGAUGUUCAGUGCAUGCCAUCAAAAUGUCGCAAAUACCAAAAUAUAGAAUUGCGAUCUAAAUGUAUUAAGGAGCAUUUUAUGUGCUUGUGGUCUUGCAGAAACCCAAAAUGUGCCGCUUUCCUCCAUUAAAGCGUAACGCAGGGACUGAAUGCAGGAUGACUGGAAUUAGUGUUGUGUGAACUCGAAUGUAGAAGCAGUGAAAGCGUGUCUGAUGCUGGAGCAGCGCGUUGACAUUAGGUGCAUGCGAUUCAACCUCCCUGUUACGUGCAGCAUAACCCCCAACCGCAAUGUGAACGCUAGCCAGACUUGGCACAGAGAAAAUCUACUUUACAUUUAAGUUCAGUUACUAUUUGUCAAAUCAGUAAUUUUUGUUUGCUUCAAAUAGUGGAUGAGGUUUUUCCCCCUCCCUUGGCUCUGUUAUGAGCCCUUGCACAGUGUUGAAUUUCUUUUAGGAGGGCAGUGCAAUUGUUAGUUGUGAUUCAUUUUUAUUGUUUUGUUGUUGUUUCAUAAAAGUGAUCCAAUAUGAGAAAAAAAAAAUGCAAGCAACUGAAUAUUAGCUUACACAAAUACACAUGUACAAAAUGUAUGUUUCUGAAACUCGCAUCCUAGUAUAUGCUCUACAGUUUUGUGUUUGUAAGAUUUUGCCUUGGUUUCUCAUGUAAUUUAGUCAGGUUCACAUUUCUGAUAGAGUCAGAAACCUGUUUUCUUCCUGAAUUCUUCAUCAGAUUUUCUUUUUACACCUUAUUUUCAACAGCGUCUUUGUAAAAGCCUGUGACCCACACAACUGCCAAACUGUGAAUUGUACAGUCCUCUUGUAUUUAUUUUAUCAGUGCUUUUGAUGCAUCAUCUGUCCUUUAAUGUUUCAUUCCAUCCAUUGCAUUUGAUUUGUACAUUUGUACAGGAUGUUCAGUCAGUCAGAAUGAUCUGUUUCAGGAGAAAUGUUUCCAGUAGGAAGGGGAUCCUGAUAUUCUGUUCUUGCUGUUUAAUGCUGUAAUCUCUGGCAAUAAUUACUUUACUUUGCCAUGUUAGUGACUUGCCCAUCUGAUGUGGCGUUUAAUAGGUUAUGGACUUUUUCCAUGUUUUUUUUCUGCAUUGGCGCUCUGUGAAUGGUUGCUUAUGAUGCACACCCUUCCAAGAAUUACUUUACUCCGCUCUGAUCCAAAAUGCACUCACAACACAAAGACUGUGUACAAGUUUAAUUAAAGAAUAAAUAAAUAUUUUGUGCUUAAUAA
Molecule: messenger RNA, 9442 nt
Organism: Labeo rohita (rohu)
Lineage: Eukaryota; Metazoa; Chordata; Actinopteri; Cypriniformes; Cyprinidae
Product: serine/threonine-protein kinase WNK2-like
Exons: 30
Coding region: 543-7007 (2154 amino acids)
Biological process (GO): positive regulation of potassium ion import across plasma membrane; positive regulation of sodium ion transmembrane transporter activity; protein phosphorylation
Cellular component (GO): cytoplasm; cytosol
Molecular function (GO): ATP binding; chloride channel inhibitor activity; potassium channel inhibitor activity
Source: RefSeq, a predicted model, not a curated record